AUGCGGCAAGCUGAAGGGCCAAGAGGCCUGGCCAAGGCCUGUUGGUCGUCCACCUUCCAGAUGUCAAAGCCCAGAGACAGAAGCGAUCGACAGGCCAUAGCAGACCCUCGCGUGAGGCAGAUAAAAAUCAAAACCGGCGUAGUGAAGCGAUUGGUCAAAGAAAAAGUGAUGUAUGAAAAAGAAGCUAAACAACAGGAAGAAAAGAUUGGGAAAAUGAAGGCUGAAGAUAGUGAAAAUUAUGGAACUAAAAAGCAGAAAGAGAUCUUGCAAGAGUCCUGGAUGAUGAUCCCAGAUUGCCAGCGCAGGUUGGAAGCUGCAUAUACUGAUCUUCUGCAGCUACUAGAAAGUGAAAAAGACUUGGAGGAAACUGAGGAAUUUAAAGAAGCACGUUCAGUACUGGAUUCAGUGAAAUUGGAAGACAGAUGGGGUCUUUUGCCUUAA
Messenger RNA from Chrysochloris asiatica (Cape golden mole), 441 nucleotides. RefSeq names its product tubulin-specific chaperone A-like. The transcript is spliced from 2 exons. The coding region runs from base 1 to 441 and encodes 146 amino acids. NCBI's taxonomy places the organism in Eukaryota, Metazoa, Chordata, Mammalia, Afrosoricida, Chrysochloridae. Gene Ontology annotation, biological process: tubulin complex assembly; post-chaperonin tubulin folding pathway. Gene Ontology annotation, molecular function: beta-tubulin binding. The record is from RefSeq and is a predicted model, not a curated record. Gene Ontology annotation, cellular component: cytosol; microtubule cytoskeleton.